AUGGAGAUAGGCUGUGGUAGUGUUGCUGUAGGAUACAGGCGACCCCGACCCUGUGUAGCCUGUGGUGUUUUAGGUCAGCUGAGGUGCUCUGUCUGCAAGGCAUGGUAUUGUGGAAAGCUCUGCCAGGUGGACGACUGGUUUUACCACAGGGAGAAGUGUUCCCCUCCUCCCCCUUUGGAAGAUGCAGACAGCUACAGCAGUUCACUUCUCUUGGAUGCCCAAAAGACCAACAGAAGUGAAGUCAGUCAGUCCAUGCAGAACAAAAGGAACAUAGGGAGCGAAUGCAGGGUAGUGGCACCAGCUUUUCAGAAUCCUUCAUUUUCCAGCAAUGAGGAUGAUGGUUCAUUGGCCAGUGACACUAAUAGAAGUAUUCCCCAGGAAGCUGUGGGAACUUCUUCAAACCAGAAUGGUCAAGUUGCUAAAAUUUCAGCUGGAUGGAGAGAGCAGGAUCAUUCAGCAACUACAAAAGAUGCCAGGCUUUCAGAAAAGAAUCAGGUCUCAGAGAAAGGGAUGUCAUCUCGGAAGAUUAAUGGUCACAGUCAGAAAAUUCCAACAGGUAAAUUAAGGAGACCAUACCAUGCCAAUGGUAAUUUUGGCAAUGGAGAACCUAGUUUCAAUCCAGUUACAGAUUCAAGGGAAGCAAACCAGAACAGCUCUGCAGAUCAAUCACUAAAUGGCUCAAGAAAUGAUGAGGUCAUCACUCCAGACACAAAAGUCUCUCCCUACUAAAGUGGAUGAAUUAAAUCUUACUGAAACUCAAAAAACCAUUCUCAACAGACUAAGUAAUGGACCUCGAGCUACCAUAAGCAAUGGUAGUUUACCUCCAGAACAACGUACUCUGGCUGAUAAGGUUCAGGUUGGCUGCGAGUACCAAGGAGCUGUUAUAUCUAACAAAGGGGACUACAAAACUUUCACUUUAACCUUGAUGGUGGAGACAUCAGAUAGUGUUCUUGACCAAGUCCUAGAGGUUCUUCCUAGCAUACCCAUGGAUCCAGACUUCAAAGCAGUGCGUGGUUCUCUGGUAGCUGCAUUAUCCAGGCAGGAUGGGUCAUGGUACCGUUCAUAUGUUCAUGAUGUAGAAGAAGAGGAGUACAGUGUGUGUCAUAUUGAUUUUGGAGAUGUGGAAAAGGUUGACAAAGUUAAAGCUUUGCCUCCAGGACCUUUGACAGAUUUUCCUGGCUACUCUAUGAUUGGCAAAUUGCAUGCUUUGGUAAGGCCUGAGUAUCAGAAAGAGCUCGAGGCUCUUAUUGUUCCUGACAAGCAGAUAACUAUCCAGGUGAUGGGCAAGAAAACAAGCUCUCUCAAGAUUGGUAUUAAAUCUGAAAAUUCUGGCAAGAUAUUGGCAUAUUACAUUUUACGGUCAUGGUACACAGGCCUCCCUAAUCAUACACAACAAAUCACACCCACAGGAAGUGUUUAUGAUGUAGAAGUGAAUAACAAUUCAGAAAGCUCUUUCAUCAAAGGCUCUGCAGCUCAGGGAACCCAUGUAGCUACCACAAAACAAACAUCAGAUAGAGCAGCAGAUGUAUGUAGAUUUAUUCCCCAUUCAGUAUUGGUUUCUGGGGCUGCAAAUGGAAAUUCUCGCCUCAACACUGGGAGCAGAGUUGGUGGAACACAAAAAAGAUUAGAAAUGGGUAACAAGACAGACAAGCCUUUGGAACAUUCCUCUCCUAAAACCAUGGAUGAUACAUCUCAUGCAGGCAGAGCCACAAGUGAAGGUGAAAGUAAGCAAGGAACUGGUGUAUUCACAACUCCUAAAGACAAAUUAUCUGGAAUCACCAAUAAGUUUUGGGCACGUGAUCUACCAUCUACCAGUGUUGAACCAGAGAAAGAAUAUACAGUCCUUCCUAUUUGGUUAACAGAGGAUAGCAUGCUUUAUGUGCAAAUUGUGUCUGAGAGCACUGUUAAUGCUUUUGGGAAACUGCAAUUUGAUAUGAAUAGCCAUUGUCAGAAAGGCAAAGUUCCUGACAGUAUCACUGUUGGUGAAAUGGUCUGCGGAUUUGUUAUAAGUGAAGAGAUAUGGUACCGCUGUGAAGUGCUGGCAGUUAAUGAUGAACAGAUUACAGUUCACCUUUGUGAUUUUGGCAACCAAGAGCAGAUCCACAAGGAAAACAUUUGUACCUUUACAGAAAAUUUCAUGAGAGAUCACAGAUUCUGUGUAAAAGUGAAAGUGGCUGAAGUGUCAAGGAAUGAUUCUAUUGCAAGAACAAAGUUGCAGGCUCUUGUAGAUGGCCAGAAGCAGCUUCUUAUGUAUUCCAAAGGAAUAGAACCAUUAGAGUUUGAGCUUUUUGAUGCUUCUGGGAGAAAUGUGUUAACAGAGCAACUUCAUAAACAGGAUAGAGCUGAGGUGAUGGUGGUCAGUGACACCAUAUCUGCAGUAGAAGUUUCAUCUGGCAAGCCCUCUCCCUUGGGGAACAGUGAGCCAACAGAAAAGCCUGUCAAAGUAAAGCUAACAAGCAAUAUGCAACUGGACAUUGCAGAACAGCCAGCAACAGCAAAUACCUCCUCAAGUGGAUGCAAGUCAGAUGAUGCUCAUUUGUCAGUAUCAAAAGUGGCUUCAGAAUCUGCAACCUGUAAGAUAAGAAUGUACGAGGAAUGUAAGUCAACAUCUCUGCCAAUUUCUGACAAAGUAAUCAUCAUUGUGUUGGAAGCAAGCAGCCCACAUGCCAUAAGUGUUGUUCCAUAUGAGUCUUUAGACUUGUACGAUAAAUUGGAAGAACUGAGUGUGACUAUGAACCAGUACUGUAAUAGCAGAAUAGGGCUGUAUAGACCACGUGUCGGUGAAAUGUGCCUUGCAAAAUUCAGUGAAGAUGAUCAGUGGUACAGAGGAGUGUGCGUAGGUAGUGAUGUUGAAACUGCGGCUGUGUUCUUCGUUGAUUAUGGAAACCAUGAAAAUGUUCCCCAUAAUAGGAUAUGUCAGAUUCCAGAUUCUUUCCUGGAAUUACCAUGUAUUGCUCUUCAUUGCAUUUUGAAAGGCAUAUCCAUAGAAGGCGUGAAAGAGGAGGCCUAUGAACGUUUGCCGGAGCUGCUGCCGAAGAAUACUCCAGUGAGCGUUACGGUUGUGAGCCAUAACAAAGAGGACGGAACGUAUGUUAUUAACGUACCAUCAGUUGUUAAUAGCCUUGUGUCAGAAGGCCUCGUUUGUAGGGAAAGCUAGUUUUGUUUUUCUUUUAUUUGUUUUUCUUUUGUUAUUCUUUUAUUUCAUCUCUUUUCUAUAAUUCUUUAAGUAUUAAGAAUAAAUAAUUUAAUGAAAAAGGAUAAUAAUUCUCUGUUUUGUUUGCUAAACCCUAUUUUCUUUAGUAUAUUGAAUAAGAUGGUUAUGUAAUUAUUUAGUCCUUACCAAAGCCGGGUACGGUAAACCUAUUCGUAAUUUCAGUUACAAUUUGAGUUUUAUGUAAUACUGUAUUUUUAUUCAUGCUGUUUAGAUGCAUAUUGUAGAAUUAGCCAGAAAAAAUAAGGAAAGAUAUUCUCUUUGAAUAAUGAAGUAAUAAUAUGUCUGAAUUACCGAUAGCAUGAGUAUAUUUUUACAUUUGAGAAACUGUCAGUGAUUGUUUUUCUUCCCCUUUACCUCCCUCCACCACUGCCUUCUUCCCAUCUCUCUCUCCCCUUUCUUCGACUCUCUUUUUUCUCCUCCUCUUACUUUUUUAUUUUUUUUUU
Messenger RNA from Penaeus chinensis, 3657 nucleotides. Its product is annotated as tudor domain-containing 6-like. The record is from RefSeq and is a predicted model, not a curated record. The transcript has 7 exons. The coding region runs from base 674 to 3157 and encodes 827 amino acids. Lineage: Eukaryota; Metazoa; Arthropoda; Malacostraca; Decapoda; Penaeidae.